GUGGUAAGUUGAAUAUUCGUUUAACGUUUUCAGUGUAUAGUAUUAUAAUAGGUAUUACGAAGCUACAUAAAACUAUUUCACAUAGUAAUUAGUUAAAAUUAUCAUAUUCUUAGUGUUGAUUCAUUCACAGACACUGAAUUAUAUUAUAGUUUCACUAUGGUUAAGCGAUAAAUUAAACGUUGAAGCAGAUAAACGCAAAAAUUACUUCCAUUAUAAUGCGCCAACUCCAUAUGAUAGAAUCGAAAGUAAGAUGUUGAAAACUGAAUAAAUGAUGUUCAUAUACCUAUCUAUAUCGUCUAGCAAAGUGAAACUUCGAUUCUCUAUCAAAUUAUGUUAACAUGCAAAUAGAAUAACAGUAAAGGUUUUGUAGUCAAAACUACUAGUUUGUGUCCUUAUCCUAUAAAUUCAAAUGAUCGCAUGAUCUCAUUUUGUCGAGAGAUUGUAUUUUGUAAUCAUAGAGAAUAACACAUUUAACCUAUUAUACAUAACGUAUGAAUUAUAAAAGUCCUGUAAAAUACAAGGUUUAAAGCAUAUUCCAUCUUUUUUAAUCAAAAUAUUCAAGUAAGAAAUGAUGUUACUCAUUAAAUGGGAUUUCGUUGCUAUCGUUUAUUAACAAUGUUUUACUUUUUCUCACUUUCAUAUUUUCAAAACUACACUUUACAUAGAUUGUUUGUUCUAUUACUCUGUUAGUUUGCCACUAAUUUAAAUAUCAUAAUUUUUUUUUGGUAUAAGAUGAUAUUUUCCGAAAUUAUUCAACUAUUUCUAAAUCUACAAUCUAAAUAGUCAUAUUUACACAAUCUACUCAAAUCUGUACAAAAUAAGUGAAUUAAUUGAACUGACCAUUAAACGUUUAAGCUGUUAGUUCAAUUUUUGUAUUAAUUGUUCUAUUUAGUUUUAACAUCAAACGAAACCAUUAUCUUUGUUUUGUUUUGUUUUUUUCAAUUAUUCUCAAUAAUAUCGGUAUAUUAUGAGAAUUAUAUUCCGCUUACUCAAAAUCAUAAAUAAAUAUACUUUCAUAGUAUUCAAAUGCAUUCGUGUAUUACAUCAUCAUGUUGUUAAUAGUUACUAUAGGAUAGUUUUGAUUCUGUUAAAAAGUUAAUAGAAGAAGUCAUUUGAUGUUAUUGAAUAACAAUUAUAUUCCAUAGACAUGGUAUAGUUCGUUGACGAUUUUCAUAGAAAUCUAUUGAAUACAAAUGAAUGUAAAUUAUUUUUUCUUUUUAAAUAAAAUUUACCAUUCAAAGCUUUCCAAAAAAAAAACACUCACUAGAAUUAAAAAAUAAGAAUAAAUAAAUAAGAAAUUCUCAAAUAAAUUUCUCUAGCCCUCCCCCCUCUAUCCGCCAUAGUGACACGUUAUAACACUUUAAUAAAAUGAUUGUUGGUCAUAAGCAUAAUGUAUUUCAUUUAUCCAUAUUAAACUAAUGUAUAAAUGAUUAGUAUAUGACAGUAUAAUUGAACUGAUGUCAUUUAAUUAAUUUAACAUUGUCUUUUAUAUUAUUCUUCUAUUAUUCAAUUUAUCUAAAUCUAUUUCUUUCAUUGAAUUAAAGAGAUUCAAUGAAAUUGAUUCCAAUGAUUACAAAUAUUCAAUUAUUAUCUGUUCUAUGCUUACUUACUUAUGUGAAUGGAGGUUUGUUACAAAAAUUAAAUGAAGAUGAAAUUUCAUCCGUCGGAAAGACUAAUUCUGGACAAGAUAUAGGGCCGUCAAUCGUUUCUGAUGUUGUUGCAGAAAGUGUUGAUAGUCUGAAUGAAACCACAAAUGUAGACAGUCAUAAAGAAGGAACAUCUAACUCGAAUUCCUCUGAGUCGAUUGUAGUGGCUGACGUUGCUAACACUGUUGUCAACUUAACCUCAAAUCCUCCAGAAUCUACGAUUGGAAGUUCUGACAACAAUUCAGACAGUACUGACAAGUCAGAUGUUUCUUCUACUCUGACGACAGAAACUGAUACUACUCAGAAUGAUAUCGUUGUUCCGAUAAUUGCAGAGGGUUCAGAAAAUCAUACAGAAAGUACUUCUACUGUGAUAAGUGGUGAAAAUUAUACAGAAAGCACUUCUACUGUGACAAGUGGUGAAAAUUAUACAGAAAGCACUUCUACUGUGACAAGUGGUGAAAAUCAUACAGAUACAGUUAUAUCUGAUUCAACCUCAGAAAAUCUUGAUAACCAUACAGAAGCCCGUACAGAUGCUAAUGUACUUUCUCCUUUGAUAGUAGCCGUUGGUGAUCUUUGUAAAGAGUAUGGUAUUUACAUGGACACACAGUUGACUGGUUUAACAUCAGAAGACUUAGAAAAUCAGACAGAAAGCACUGGUAGCUUAGAUAUAACCCCUUAUACACAGGUCCAUAACGUUGACGAAAAUCGUACUGAUGACUCUCACUUAGAGUUAACUUCAGAAAGUGUUGAUAUUCGAGCACAAACUUCUACAGAAACACCUAAAUAUCCUUCUCCUUUGAUGAAAUCAAUUGAUGACCUUUGCAAGGUGUUCACUAACACAAAUGAAAUUGUCUCUGAUACAACACAAGAACCUACCGAAAUCAUCACAACAACUGAGACAAACAACACCACUGAGUCAGAAACCAAGUCUACUGACAACGAAACACAAAGUGUUUCCAAUAUUUGCAUGAAUACUAUGUGUGCAAAUGAAACAGGCACAACAACUGAACAACCAAGUACUACCGGCGCAGUAUUGCAUCAUUUAGAUCUUUCUGAUAUAAAGAGUAAGAAAUGUAAAACAAAAAAAUCAGAUGAAGAUGACUGUGAAACCGAUUCAGAAAAUGAAGAUGCCUCGGAAGGAGCCGAUAGUGAUGGUGAUAGUAAUGAUGAAAGUGACAAUGAUAGUGAAUGAAAUUGAUAAAAUUGUGCUGAUAUUAAACACAAUCCCUGGUAUACCAAGAGAUGAUUUUACAUUUUUUAAACACAAAACAAAAACAAAAAUAAAUUAGCGUACUAAUCUUUUAAAUUCCGCUUAAAUUUUACAAUUUAAACAUUGAAACAAGUUCUGUCAACUGAUUGCAAAAAGAUCAAUGUAACAUUUAGUCAUUAUGUAUUACAUUUUAUCUCUUCACAAUAUAUA
Molecule: messenger RNA, 3066 nt
Organism: Schistosoma margrebowiei
Lineage: Eukaryota; Metazoa; Platyhelminthes; Trematoda; Strigeidida; Schistosomatidae
Source: the annotation of a GenBank genome assembly